CUUCCUGCCGGGGAUGAGCGGAGGUUGUGACAGCACGGAGGGAGGCAGGCAGCGCGUGAAGUUUUCAAGCAGAGGAGCUCGGAGUAUCAGAGUGACGGAGUGUCCCGGGACCCGAACACCUCCAUUCAUCCAUCCUCCGACUACAAGAACCCCAGCUUCUGAAAAUGGUGUGGAAGUCAGCCUCUGAGGUAUGAAUGAUCUUCAUUCAGGAUUUCUGUCAUUUAUUUGCGGUUAUAAACUUUGUUUGGAUGCACUAAUCCAACUUGAAAUGAUCAGAUAUGCCAACAGUGAAAAUGUCUGAUCUAACAGAGUGUGAAAAAGAAAGCCAGCAUUAGUCCAUCUUAAAACACAGUGGUUUAACUAAGACUGUUGUCUUAAUGCUGCAGCAGUAAGAAGAAUGCAUGCAAGUGUUCUCAGUGUCUCAGUAGGCUAUCUCUGUGUGUGAACUGAAACCAAAGUGAACUUCCUGACUGUUCAAGUCUUCACCUGUUUUUCUAAUAAACCCACAAACACCAAGAAAAGCCUCCAUGUGGGGGGAAAGAUAAUGUUUAUUAUAGGCUGGAACUUCCCUUUCAGGAGUAUCAUUUUAUUUCAGAUAUAUCAGCAGACAGUGAGCUGCAGGGUAACACAUGACUGUGAAUAAAUGCAGAACUUUUAUGUUAGACUGGAAGUAGGUAUGUAGGUUUUCCCCCUGCAACUAAGUUAUUGGUCUGUUUUGCUUUUGGAUGACCUUGUUGCAAUAAUGAAAUCCUAAUUCAGCAGAAUGCACAUCUAACAGCCGAUAUGCAAGUCUUGCAAACUUGGUGAACUUGUAGGUCAGUCGUUUCCUCAUUGUGGUGAAUUAACAUGUGUUGUUGAACGCAGCUGACGGCUCCUGUUUCCUCUUAUCCUGCAACCUAAAGAUAGAGCCCUCUGUCUGGGACUGUUGUUCCUCUGGGACUUAAAACACAAUGUGCUUUGAGGUGACAGGGAAACAUGGGCUCGGUCAGGGUCAUCCGUGAAAAGGGAAGUCUGAUUAACAAAGUAAAGAUGUACCUGUUGACCUAGUUUCAACAUAUUAACCCACAAAGAUUGUUUUGACCAACACAAUACUCAAGCUAUGAACCAGAUUUCAAUCAGUUCAUUUGGCUGUCAGAUUUGGCACUGCUGACUGACCUUACUAUUCACAGUCUAUCUCAUGAUUGAUUCUCAUUAAAUUCACAAAUAUUCACAAUCAUGUCAUACUUAAUGAAAAUAUUCUUUAUUUCUCACAUUUUACUGUCAAAUUUCACCAUUAUUUUGCAGUUAAAUCACUGUAAAUGUCCAAAUAGCUAUUAUUGAAUAGUAAACUAACAGACCAUCGUAGUCAGACAUAAAGUUAUGCCAGAGUGCAGCUAAGGACAUAACAUACAAACCCAUAAUGUAAUAUAUCAUCAAAACCAGAUGUGAAAACGGUUGAGCUUGUGUUGUAAUGGGAUCCUCCAUAUUUUGGGUACGACCCAAAACAAACUUUAAGAGUUUAUUGAGCAGCUUAUAGGCUGAUGCACUAAAGUCUGAAUGCUUUGACCCAGUCAACUGUCAGCUACCGGGACCAUAAUCAUAUUGUAAGAGCAUACAUGUGCGUCAAAGCAGCCGAACAGACCAGUUAGACAACAGUAAGUCAACAGCCAUGCCCUCCACGUUUUCCACUGUGAACAAUAUGUCAGCGCACGCCUCUGUGUUUUUACACACUCUCACACAGCUUUGGCGUUCUGUCAGGACCUGUCCACUGACAUGCCACGACCUGGAGACGAGAUAAACAAGACAGAGCGGGCUAUGAUCAAUCACGUCCUCACUGUCUGGCCUCAGGAAAACAGAAAACACAUUUAAAAGAAGGGAUCAUUUUACCUCUUUGUUAUGUUCAAGACUGAGUUGACAAUUUAGGAUUUCUGAGACACAAACACACACAGUUAUUGGCUAAUUUUACAUGCAUGCUUGUCCUCCAGAUGUAGGUGUGCAGCUGUGUAAGCUUAGACUUUACUAUGAGCAAACAUUCGUUCUGUUAUGACUUCACAGCCUGAUCUCUCUUUAUAUCCCAUCAAAGGAAUGUUUUUGAUCUGUUUCUACAAUAUUGUAACAGCAUUUCAUUACCCAUAAAAUCUCCUCUUUUUUUCAUCAUGAUGGGGAAAUAUCAGUUACAUUCUUGUUUUUUUCUGCUUGAAUUCCAAGAUUGUUCACAAUAACAGUAAAUAGGAACAGCAUUCUUAGCAAUUUGCUAUCUGACAAGUCAAUCAGCCUGCAGUCCGUGGAAAAACAACACUAACAUCUGCUGCCUUGAAUUACUGGAAGUUGGACGCAGCAUUAUAGAACUUGAGCAUUAGCCAUGGUGCUGUGUGAUGUUGUGUGAUGGUUUAAACAGUUGUCCUCCACCCUACUGUGAGCAGCUGUGGGCUCUAACACACACCUCCCACACACUCUUUAAGAUUCACUUUAAAGGGAGAGACAGAUAAAGACAAGGGCAGGGAAAGUGAUUGAAGUUGCGUGCCUGUACAGUGGAAAAAAGGCUAUUGUUAAAUGUAAACACUCUGAUGGACAGUAUGUACUCACUGGGGGUCUUUUGAGUCUCUGGAGCGUCACGGUUGUUUGAGAAAUGGUGAGCCAUGGUUUCAGGGAUAUACCACCCUUGCCUUCAGUGCAUCUCCUCUCACACUAAAUCUCUGUACAGCACUCAUCUCUGUUCUAAACUUUAAAGUUUCAUCAAGGUUAAAUGUUUUAUCUGAAGCACCGUAAACCUGACACCCACUUAUCUUGCUUUCUUUGGUAUUAAAAUCCCAAACGUGAGUGGAAAAGAUGCCUCUGUGCUGCCAAAACAGAUAGUUGCAGGCUCUCUUUGUAACUCCUGGAAUGUGCUUACUUCUGGUUGAGAUUUUCUAACAGGUGCAAAAGUGCAAACUUGAGGUAUUUAUGCAGAGAAAGGCUCAAGUAUGCAAGGCUUUAGAAAAGAGGAGUCUGUCAUGAAUCACUUUUGUAAAAAUGUCAAAAUUUGAGCAGUGAGAUGAGAAAAUGCCACCUUAAAAAGCUCUUUGAGGUGUUCAUUCAGGAGCUAAUCCUCCUUAGAUAAAAGGGACAACAGAAGCAUGUGGAAAAAAACUCACUCAGGAAGCAGCAGUUUAUAAAUAAAACUGAAAUCAGAAUAAUAUCUUUUGAUUACCAAUCAAUCAAUCAGACUUUAUUUUUAAAGUAAUUUUCACUGUCCAUUCACGCUGGAUAUUAAAAAACAAUGAAAUAAAAUGAAUAAAAAUACAAAUACCAAACCCAAUCCACCCCCCAACCCCCAUCAACACAUACAACACUCACACACUCACACACAAAAGACCGGGACUCUUUAACUUGCCACAGAUGACUGAGGAAACGCUAUCUUGAGUUAAAAAAGAUGACGAAACCCUGGAUCUAGGACUAAAAUGUUAAAACCUUGAUAAAGGUGAUAAAACGUUAAAAGUUAAUCAAAUAAAAGUCUUAAAAUCAAACAAUAAAAGAAAGUAAAUUAAAAAAAAAAAAGAGGUAAUAAAACUCAAAAUUAUUACUCUAGGACUUAAAUAGCGUAAAAUCACGUAAUGCAGAUUAAAAGAUUAAGACAAAAUUCAGCUAAAAGGUAGACUACAAAGGUAGGUCUUUAGUUCACUUUAAAAAAAUUACACACUAUUUGUUUUCCAUCUCUACAGAAAUGUUGAGAUAUGUAGACUGAUAGUUUCAUUAAGACAUUUGACCCCAGCCUGCCCCCUCUGGCUAUGUCUGGGGAUGUGUGAAUGGAAUCAGUUAGGGACUCUAUACAUAGCAGACCUUUCCAUCAGUGUGUGGAUGUGGGGUAAUGGGUGGAUACAAGAUGUGAUGCAAGUGGUCAGAAGACUGGAGAAAGUGCCAUAUAAACCCAGUCCAUUUACUGGUCCGGAAGGUAGCACAAUAUAGAGACACACAUUUGUGUUGUCCUUACAUAUGUAUAUCCACUUUUAAAAACAAAAUCCACUGUUGAUUGGGUUGUUAGAUCCACCUCUGCUGUUAAGCAGUUUUAAAAAGCCCAAAGCCUGAAAUUAAGCUCCACCUGAACUACUCCACCUCUCUUUCAGUCUCACCAUUCCCCUUUUAUCUUCAUUAUUUUCUCUCUCCCCGCUGACUACAGUACGGAAAGUGAGGACCUCUUACUCCGAGCUUUGGUUUGAUCUACACCAUGGCAGGAGAUCUGUUCAGCCCCCCAUCUCCUCUGGGGGAUUCUCUGCUGGACAGUCCACUGUGUGGAGACCUGAUGGAGGAUCUUCGUGACAUCUCCCAGUCCAUCGGGGAUGACACACUGGGGUUUGAUUUCCUGGAGCAGCACAGCACUGGUUCUGGAUCUGAGAGCUCCAUUGCACUGGGUAGGUACCAAGUAGGCAGAUGGACCACAGGUUUAAAAAGAAAAAAAAACAGGAAAACAGUUAAUAAGCUACAAAUGAUCAACCUGAUGGUCCCUCGCUGCUGUGAAGCUGUUCCAAACAUGUCAGAGUUUAUCUUUGCUGCAGACAGAUAAUGCCCUAACAACCCUGACCUCUUGACCUUAAGGCUCCACUGUUCCAGUUCAAGUCAAGACGCCUACGUAGAGCACUUUGUGUCUGAUUAUGAAAGAUUAAAUUCAACUCAGCUCCUCUCCCCCUGUGCCUCCUCCAUGAUCUCGUCCCCAAAUUCUUGAGCAGCACUUGAACCAAUGACCCAUGUCCUCUGUAAUUUUAUGGAGACACAUCAACUACAAUUCCCCGAGUCUGCAGGAGACACAUAAUUAAGGGACUCUAGCAGACAAAGGAAGCAGCCUUUCCCACAGAGAUCCUCAGUGUAUGACGUGACAAACACUCAAAUGAAAAUGAGCUAAACCUGCUCUUUUGAACAGUUUACCUUUAUGUUUAUUUCUAUCAUCAAAACAGGACAUGAUAUAACAAUGUAUGCAGGACAGAACCAGGGUCAGUUUUUCCUUUUGUUGUAACUGGUUGGUGCAGCUUUUCAUCGGUUAGUUUUUUGGCUCUACAGUAGUCUAUUGGAUACCACUGAUAUAUUUAUGACACAUUUACUGUAUAGACAACUUUUUUGUUUGUAUUUUAUGAGUGACAAAUAUAAAAUUCAUCAUAAAGUCAAAGUAAAUUAUUAAUCCAUUAUUCCCCCCAAAAAAGCCUUUAUUCUUUUAAUUUUCUAAAAAUGUUAUCUGACCUUUUAGCAUAGAAAAGACAAAGCUAUUAGAGUCAGAGUUAGGAAACUUGAUACUACUCUUGUUUGCUAAACAUGACGCUAAACUCUCAGCGAGCUCAUCCAGAGGACAAAGGUUAUAACAGAUUAAGAAAAAAACAAAAACGCUUCUUCAUAAUGCCCCUCUUUGUCUGUUGUGCUGGGUUUAUAUUUCCAGAUACCUUGACUCCAGCUUCUAGUCCGUCUUCAGGAGUGUGCGGGGGAGCGCCAAGUCCAGAGGAAAACUUCGCCCCCCUCAAUCUGGAGUGCAGAGUCUGCUCGGACAAGGCUUCUGGCUUCCACUAUGGGGUGCAUGCCUGUGAGGGCUGCAAGGUGAGAACUGGAGAGACUGUAACAGGCAAAGUGAGGCCAGCUGGAGUGUAUAAUGCACGCAUUUGCUGACAUAAUGCACGUAUCAAGGUGAGACAGGACAUAAAAAACGUGCACAGAUAUUUGUAUAAACAUAAAGACUGAUCAAAUCUAGCUGAGGUUAGUGUGCUACAAAGUCACAUGAUUUGUUUUGUGUUCUUGCAUGUGGGUGUUGAGCUUUAACAGAGCUAAACCCCCCCCACACUCACUCACACAUGUGUUAAAGUGCACAUACAUGCCUGCAUAAGCGCCCACAUGUACAACAUAACACAUACAAAGCUUGGCAUGCUGGAGCGCCUGACCCAGAGGCCAGUGGAAAGUUUCUGAAGCACGCCGCCGGGUCAUGUGAGGUGGGGGACAGAGUGGCCCUGGUUGCCUCGUCACCUCUAUCCCGCUUGGCACAGAGCCUAACAAAGAGACUUUACACACACCCACACACACACACACACACACACACACACACAUGGGCACACAUGGAGCUGCUGCUGGCAUAAAGCUCCGUUGUGUUUAAUACCUAAAAAUACCUUCAUAUGUAGACUUCUUUAUCAUAAAAAAAUCCUGUUUGCAUUCAUAUUUUAAAGGUUCUCAUGAAACUAACAGUUGAUUCUUCAGACUUGAAGCAGACGAGCUCCACAGGACACUUUUGAGCUGAAAUUCUUGACAUUCUUGAGAUUUUAUUUUGCACAAAAAUGUCAAUUAGAAUCAACAGUGACAUCCAGAACAUUCAGUAACAGAGACUGUUGAGUUCAGUAUCAGAUUAGAGAUCAGUUCUGUGUGUGUUAAAACCAUUAAGGGUCAUCACUUCAUUGUUUGUGGAGUAAUGCAAGCUUGUCUUCAAGUCAAACCUCUGCAAGCCUGCGGCAGGUUGUUACCACUAAUCCGGCCUUUGUUUCCUGUUUUGCUUGAUUUUUUUAACCUCGUCCAAGAAAUUCUAUCAGCUCCACCUUGAAACUGUGUUCACGACAAAAAAAACGAGUUUUGUUCUGUGGUUGCACAGUCUGUUUCAACUACUCGGGACGGGCAAGGUGUCUAUAAGAGACAUUGUUUACAUAAGCAGGAGGCAAACAUGUUGCAAUGUUCAUUUUCUGUCCAAGUUUGAAGGAAUGCACUGUCAGUUGUGCAAUGCACAUCUGUUUGUUUUCAAGGCCGUGAAGUGGAGCUCUGUGUCUCUGUUCUUCUACAUGAGGUCCAUCAGAGUGGACACCAGGCCGCUGCUCUCGCCCGGCCAUGCGUCAGAGCACUGCUGCUCUAAAGAGGGAACAUGAUGACACUGAUCAGUCAGACGCUGCACACGUGAUCGAAUGUUUCAUUCUGACCACACUUUGUUCUUUGAUGCUCUGGCUGAUGAUGUUGCUUCAUCAUGGAAAACUCUGGCUUGUGAUAUGUAGUGGUCGCUGCCCACGGUUUCCAUGUGCUGCAGAUCGUUUUCAACACCUCGCUUCAGGAGAGGUGUGCUUCGUAGGGGGGAAUGUGGAUGGAAUCUGCUGUGGUGCCAGGGUUUAAGUCUGUGGUAAUGAUGCUAUGACGUGUGUUCAGCAGGACAGUCCGUUUAACCACAACUACCUGCUCAAGAAGAGGAAGUCAAGAGAUGUGUUUGUUAAAAUGCGUCUGUAGUUUCUCUAGAAGGGGAUUGGCCUUGGGGAUAACUUACACAAUGCUUCUCUUUGCUUACGUCAGUAUUCUUGUUAGUCACCCCUCAUGGCUGUAUAUCAUCACAACGCACCUGCCUCUCUGGUUGUGACUGGGCCCCCAUACGUGCAGAGACAUGCCUGUUGUAAACACACAUCUGUUUUUCUCCUGUGGCGCUGUUAUAUUGUUUUGUAUAAUGGGUUUCAUUAAUGACUCAGAUGUCUCUGCGUCUUCUCAGUUUGUUCACAACACAGCCACAACUUUUGCAGAUAGAAAAACACAAAAAGAGAGUCCAAAUUACUCUGAAACAAUGUGAGUUGUAAAAAAGACUUUUUGUGAGAUGGCUGCUGACAGUUUGCAUGUGCAUGGCGCUCCAGAAAUGUUGUUAGAAAAUCUGUUUCCCCUCUUGACGAUGAAGGAUAAGGAAUGUCCUGACUGGCAUUUGAGUGAUGUUCAAAGGUGUGAGUGCACGUCAUAGAAUCAUAUGUACUGGCACAUGUGCAGCACCUGUCAGUGUGUGUUGGCCCACUGCCCUGUAUCUAAGUGUGUCGGAGGGCUGUGUGUUGUCUUGUCCAAUCAGAGUUCACCCUCAGAAGGUCAGCGCUUACAGUACACCUUGAAGCACACCUCUAUUUAAAUAUAGAUUCCACUGUACAGUCCAACACAAAAUGUCAUAUAACACUUUGGUUGCCAGGGUUUAAAAUGUGCUUAAGACACGUGCAGUAUCAACAAGUGCUGCAGAUUUACAGCAUCUGCUCAUAAUAUGUACCGUCCUCACCUGGGGUACAGGAAGUAGUCCUGGGGUCCCCUUUUAUUUAGCAGACUCAGACUAAAUCAUAAUCAGAAGACAAAUAAGUAAAAUCAUUAAAAUGAGGAUUUUAUUGGUGUGACUUACAACAUUGAUGACUCCGUAAAACAGUGAGAUCGAAAAGCUCUGUUUAAAAUGCUUUAACUUUCACACUUUUAAUGAAACAGUGUUGUUUACGAUGACGUUGAAGUAAUAUUUUCAACGUCUUCGUCAAUGAAAACAACACUGCAGAAUAUAUGUUUAGCGUUUGACUGACGAAAUGCUCAUGAAUUUUGCAACUCUGUUCGUCGUCCACCACUAACCUUUUCAUCUAGUCUCGUCUCGUCAACGUAAACGCACAUUCAUCUCGUCACAUUUAGUCAUCUAAGACUUAUGUUUAGCUCGUCAACGUCACGUCGUUGUCGUGGAAAAAAAAGGGCGAAAACAACCAGUGCUGUUCUCGUCAUUGUCAACGAAAACAACACUGCGAUGGAAACAUGAUGGACAUUUAGAACAGUCCCUUAAAACUCUUCAAACUUAAUGUCUGAAAAAAUUCACUCAUGUAGGCUUCUUUACAGAAAGUGUGUGUGGGGUGAAAGUUCUAGAUGUGUAUUUUAGUUAGGUUUGUGGUUUAAAAAAAAUCUAAUUAUUUUCAUGUGAUCUAUAAAGUAAGUCGUACAAAAACUUGACAGCUAAUAGUAUGCUUAAUUUUGUCUCCCCCAGGGUUUUUUCAGAAGGACCAUCAGGCUGAAGCUGGAGUACGACAAGUGCGAACGCAACUGCAAAAUACAGAAGAAGAACAGGAACAAGUGCCAAUAUUGCCGAUUCCACAAGUGCCUCUCUGUGGGCAUGUCCCAUAAUGGUAAAGCCUUAAACCUUCAAAAGCAUUUCAAACAGUGAAAUGUUUAAUAAAAAGCAGCUUUUCUGUACGUAAAUACUCAGGGGAAAAGCUGACUGCUUUUUCCCUUUCUAUGAUGUUACUCUGAAUACUUCUGAAGCAGGAGUUGUUAAUACAGACUAAAAUGAACGGUUAAAAUGAUAAAGGUAAAUAUAAACACUGUGAAACAGUAGGCUAAGAAAAGCCAUAAAACCAGUUAGCAGUCACAUUAGUUACUGGGCUGGCUGGACCAGUUACCAUUAACUGUGGUAGCAAAAGCAUUGAGUUCAAUUUGAACAACAGUGUGUUUUUUUUCCGUGCUUACUUAUUCAAAUACUAGUUAUUUUUGGUAAGUGAAAAAAAUAGUAGUAAUAAAGAAAAUAUAUAAAUCAUUUUCUCCAAAGUAGAUCAGAUGUAAAGUGAGCAGAAGGGGGACAGCUGCAUAAAAAUCUUUGCAGUCGUCAGCUUGAGGAUGAUUUACUACUUACAGCGAGAUAUGUCUGUGUCUUCUGUGUUUUACAAUGAGUGGGUUUAUAUAGAACAAUGUCCCGCCGGAGUCUGCUUGACAUUGAGAAAACACAGGCUCCAUAUAGCUCCACAUCUGGCCUGUCAGCUGCACCGCUUGCAGAGGGGUCAUUGAGUUUAUUAGGAUGGCCUCCCACUGCAGGCUGAGCAGUGGCAGAAAUCUGAGUGGAGGACGACAUGUUGUCCUAAGAGGAGAGGAGAGAGAACAGAAUGCACUAGAUCUGUGAAUGAAUGUUUCUGUAUAUGUGUGCGUGUGUGCGAGCGAGCAUGUAUGCUUUACUGUAUGUUGGAUGCAUUGUAUGUAUAAACCUGCAGAAUGAAACACCAUUUGCAAACUCUCAGAGCUGUUGCUAAUGAUUGAUGUGUCUGUGCUCCAGCUAUCCGGUUUGGUCGGAUGCCUCAGGCAGAGAAGCAAAAGCUAAAGGCAGAAAGCAAAAUGGUGGAGAAAGAGGUAGCGAGCCACAUGCUGGCCGACCAUAAGAUUCUGGUCAGGCAGAUCCACGAAGCCUACAUGAAGAACUUCAACAUGAACAAGGCCAAAGCUCGGCUAAUACUCACUGGAAAGACAAGCAAGACGGUAAGAAAAUGUGCCAAGGACAGAAGUUUGAGAGUAUUCAGUUGUCUUUAUCCUGACAUCCUUUUCUCUGUUUUUUUUCUUUCUUUUUCCCAGCAGCCUUUCAUCAUUCAUGACAUGGAGACAUUCCAGCUGGCGGAGAGGACGUUAGCCGCUCAUAUGUUAAAUGGUGACAGUCCAGAGACUGAGAUCUGCUCACAAGCUGGGGACAUGGUUCCAGUUGUGGGGAGUGGGGAGCUCCAGCAGAGGGAGGCUGAAACCCGGCUCUUUCACUGCUGCCAGAGUACCUCUGUGGAGACUGUCACAGAGCUGACAGAGUUUGCCAAGGCAGUACCGGGUUUCCAGAGCCUGGAUCUGAAUGAUCAGGUGGGAUUAAGGAUGCUUUAUCUGUCAUUUGUUCUUUAUUGGUCUGUCUGGGAAUUAGAAGCUAUUGUUGUGUCUUACCUUUCUGUUCAGGUGACUCUCUUGAAGUACGGCGUUUAUGAAGCUCUUUUUACCCUCCUGGCCUCCUGUAUGAACAAAGAUGGCCUCCUUGUGGCCCGUGGUGGAGGCUUCAUCACCAGAGAGUUUCUCAAAAGCCUGCGGCGACCAUUUAGUGAUAUGAUGGAGCCCAAAUUCCAGUUUGCUACACGUUUCAAUUCAUUGGAGCUGGACGACAGUGACUUGGCCCUUUUUGUGGCUGCAAUUAUCUGCUGUGGAGGUGACCAACACUUUAGACAUUACUGACAUUCACAAAGACCGAAAUCUGCUACAAGCAACCUCUUCAUAUCCCUCUGAUUUCUGAUUUUUCCUCUAGAUCGCCCAGGCCUGGUGGAUGUUCCUUUAGUGGAGCAGCUGCAGGAAAGCAUCGUCCAAGCACUACGGCUCCACCUGCUGGCCAACCACCCAGACGACAACUUCCUCUUCCCAAGACUGCUGCAAAAACUAGCAGACCUCCGGGAGCUGGUCACUGAGCAUGCUCAGUUGGUGCAGGAAAUCAAGACAACAGAGGACGCAUCAUUGCACCCACUUCUGCAGGAGAUAUACAGGGACAUGUACUGAAAAGAAAAGACUUUAAAAUAUGGCUAAACACCAUCCAUAACCAGAUGGACAUAAGUGGUUGGUGUAUCUAUACUAAGACACAGUUAUCAGUGUACUGCGAGCAGUCAUGGUGCAGCUUCAGGCUGUGCACACUGCUGUGCUCUGUGAAAACUUCAACAAAACAAAAAAAAUGUGGGAAAAGCAGCUCUUGAAGGUGAUAUGCGUGUUUCCAUCAAGGAGGAAACAAACAUUUUAAAGUUAAUUCUUGACUCAUGGAGAAUUCAAUGUUCUCAUUUUUGGAUCUGACACCAGCUUUUACUCUACAGACUCAAAUAUCAGACAAAGACAUACAGGUAGCAGGAUAAACAAAUUUGCAUAGCAUUUAAAGUGGGUGCACUUGUAUAGAUUCCAGGGCAUGAUAGCUAUAGUGACAUAUGCACUGUAUAUAUCAGUUUUGUUAAGAAGACGCAGAGAUAUUUUUAAGCUUUUUAAUGUUUUAAUUGAAUUGUUUAUUGUACAAAAAAAGGCAAUACAACUUAAUACCUAGUUAUAUUACUAUUAACAAAUCUACCUACCAGAACAAAUACAGUAACCUUAACCUAAACCUUUGGGUAUUAAAAUGUAUAUGAUGUUUCCAUUUGGAUUGGGCAAACAUUGUUUUCUGCUGAUGCCCUUGUGUUUUGUACCAGUGCCUUAUAGACUAAGAUCUAUCUUCCUAAAAAAUGUGAAACUCAUGUUUAAAGAAUCUUCUGUAUUGUUAUCCAGAAAGACCUCAAAUCUUCUCUGCUGCUGACUGCAAACCUAAUAUCAUUCAUAAGACUCACUACAGUACAGCUUGUCUGGGCCUUUACUGAUCAGUUAGUGGUAUUAAGUAAGUGUUAUUGGUUAGUCUCGGACCGGGGAAUGUCUUUAUAUAGUAUAAAGUCACAAGUCUUGUUCAUUUUAGGCAGCAAAUGAAUUACAAAAGAGCUUUACUUUGACUUCCAGCUAACAUCACUUUUGAAUACUGUUAUUUUAAUUGUCAUGUAUUUAUUAAAAUCAUUAAUCUCACUGCUUAGAAGCAAUGCAAUAAGAUAGCUCAUCUUACCUGAUGUUUUUGUUUGUUUUUUUCCAUAAAAGUAUUGAAAGAAUUUUUCUUCUCUUUGAGGAACAUUGUUUUCGGAAAAAUCCGUGUUGGCCAGUUUUGACUACAAACACAAUGAUCUGUUAAGCUGCUUUAUGUUUUAUUUUGUAAAUACAACAGGAAUGUGGUGGCCUCAGUGAAAGGGAUGUGUGUAUAUAGACAUUAGACAGGCCUCAGAGAUAAGGGCCAAAAGCCUUCUUUUCUCUGCCAAAACUCACCUCCUGAUGAAGUGUAAGUCGUUGUUAUAAUUCAACCCUCUAUAUUUUUAUCAUGUUUGUCAGUGCACAUUAGAUUGUGCAUUUGUUGAUUCAAUUAAAGGAAUUAUGACAUGUGGUAGCCUCAAAUAAACUAAUAUAUUUAACUAAG
Xyrichtys novacula (pearly razorfish) is the source of this 12472-nucleotide messenger RNA. The record is from the annotation of a GenBank genome assembly. Lineage: Eukaryota; Metazoa; Chordata; Actinopteri; Labriformes; Labridae.